AUGCCGCGUUCAGCUUUUCGCGCCCAACAACGCGCGAAGUCAGCCGGCGAAACGGCUUCAAACUGGGUCAAUUCCCUCUUACCAAUUGCUGCUUCCCUUUCAUUUCCUGCUUUUUUUUCGCCGGCUGGACGUGAAUUUUGUGUGCCUGGGCCGCCUUUUUUUGACUCCGCCUCCUCAGACCGGUACUCGGAGACCACUAUGUUGGCACUUCGGCGCGGCGCAGCCACUCUGCUGGCUCCUCGUUCGCGUUUUUUUUCUUCCGUCAAUUCCUUCUCCUCUUUCUCUGCGUCCUCUCUCUUCUCAUGGAGACAGAGGUUUUCUUUGGGGGCUACUGGCAUCCUGCAGCGACAAACGGCGACCGCCGACAUCCGGAACCGCUUCUGCGGAGAUUUCCAAGUUCGAACGAUCGUCAACCGCGUGAAGAAGGCGGAAGAUUUCCAGAAAGUGACCGACUCUGAAGAAGACUGUUCAGUGAAGGUGGUCCAGUUCUCUGCCUCCUGGUGUGGGCCUUGCCGCCAAGUGACUCCAACCAUCGAGGGAUGGAGUGAGAAGAUGCCGGCCAGCGAGGUCCAGUUCUUCCAUGUGGAUAUCGACGAGUGCCCAGAACUCGCGGAAGAGUACGACAUUUCCAGCGUCCCGACUUUUCUCUUUUUUAAAAACGGAAAAAAAGUCAACACAGUCGUGGGCGGCAACACGGCAAAGAUCGAAGAAGCGAUCAAAACGAGCGCCAACUGAUCGCUUAUCUCUAUUGUUUUGGAAAAUCGACGGUUUUUUUCCGAACACAGGACAGUCACACAGAGAACGGACAUGAGCCACAGCAGCUGUGUGCAGGUAGUUGUGACGUCUGGAAUCACGAUGCUUUGCAGUUCCGUGCUCCAAACUAACAUCGGUGAAGUAUUCGAUGGAUUGUCUCAAAGGGACUCGACUUCACCUGGCAGAACCAGUGACUCGUGGAUUUCUUAGACACACAAACGAUCCACCUGAGAGUUAGACUCACGCUGGGAACAAUGUUGGCAGCAAAACGGAGGGUGCUCAGCGUUCGUGUACAAGGGCGGGCGGUUCGCGUUCAAACGCAUGUCAGUGUCGAGUUUUGUGUCGGGAGACGUCUGCACAAAUGCCCCUGACAACGACGCAGCGCGGGAUCGUUCGUUUGUGGUGGCCUUUUCAGCCUGACAACUUUUACUUGUGAGGCUUUGUGUCUCACGCUCGAAGCGAAACGGGGGUAUCUGACAGCAGCUCGCAGCCAGCGGCAGCACGGCGGUGUUCCGCACUCCGACACAACAGACGCUGAAGAAAGUUACCAGAGUUGUCAAACUAAGCUGAAGAAGAGAUCGCACAGCC
Messenger RNA from Toxoplasma gondii ME49, 1341 nucleotides. It is a transcript of the gene TLP1, whose product is annotated as thioredoxin-like protein TLP1. Lineage: Eukaryota; Apicomplexa; Conoidasida; Eucoccidiorida; Sarcocystidae. The coding region runs from base 1 to 735 and encodes 244 amino acids. The transcript is spliced from 5 exons. The record is from RefSeq and is a predicted model, not a curated record.